Molecule: messenger RNA, 4506 nt
Organism: Cloeon dipterum
Lineage: Eukaryota; Metazoa; Arthropoda; Insecta; Ephemeroptera; Baetidae
Exons: 10
Coding region: 199-2949 (916 amino acids)
Cellular component (GO): plasma membrane
Source: RefSeq, a predicted model, not a curated record
UCCACACAGAUUCGCCCCCUCACGCUGCAAGCGGACGCCAGUGCUUUACGGUGCCUUGUCGCGAGCACGAGCAGCGCCGCAGCCGGAUGGCCUCAUCGAGUCUAUAGAGCUAAUCGAGCCGAAGUCGCUGCAUAUCAGUCGAGGACCGUUCGGACCAUUGACCAUAUUGAACUGACCGCAAAAAGUGGUGUGGCCACCAUGGCUGGCGUCAAAUUUGGCGUGGCUUGUUUGUUUUUGUUGCUCGUGUGUUCUGUGCGGCCGGGAGCUUCCAGAAAAGUCGAGCCGAAAAAGGAUCACUGUAACAAGACUGUGGAGAUCUACGAGGACGUCUCAAGUCCCGAGGUGACUUCGAUUAACGAAGGCAAACCCAUGACUUGCUGGUAUCGAUUCCGCUUGUUCCGGGGCACGCCGCGUGAUUGGAUUAUGAGGAUAAAAUUCAAGAAAUUCAAAGUUGGCACCCUGGUGAACGCGACUACAUGCGUCGGCGGAUAUCUGCAGAUUGUGGACGGCAACACAAAGACUGAGGUGAGCAACCGCAGAGACCCGGGCGUGUUCUGCGGCGAGAUCGAGCAGCCCCAGACCUUCAUCUCCGAAACCAGCUUCGUUAAGGUCCAGUUCCACACAGACAACUUUACCGAUCAGACUUACUUCACUUUCGACUCCCGUGCGGAGCAGCAGUUUGAGGUCUACCUCCGCUAUGGACAACACCAAGAGCUUUACCCUAACAGGCGAGGCCAGCCCGUUGCCAACACUUACUGCGAGCGUGUUUUCCGCGACUGCAGGCUGCAGACCUGCUACGUGCAAAGCCCCGCUUAUCCCGGCAUAUAUCCACGCAACUUGCACUGCAAGUAUUACCUCAACACCCGCCUUCCUUUCAUCAAACUUUAUAUCGAAAAUGAAGAGUUUAAUAUUGAUGGGCAGAGGUGUGAAAAUAUCAUGACAUGUCCGAUGAGACCGAUUUCAGCCACGGACUGCCCCUACGAUUACCUGAGGAUUUACGACGGAAAAGAUGAAACUGGUCAAAUUAUCGGCACUUUCUGUGGUAUGGGAAAAUUCCCGUACUCGAUAAUCGGCACCAGCGAGGACCUGUUUGUGGAGUUCGUGACCUCAGAGGCAGGUCCUCUGCUCAACACUGGCUUCCACUUCAACGUGGGCAACUGGCCAGGCCACGUGGAGACGGCCGGUGUUAGGAACGGCACGUGCAACUGGAUCAUGACCAGUGAGCAACUGACCCAAUCUGGAGACUCGGAGGGUAUUUUCCUCUCCGUGGCCCACUGGUAUCCACCACAUACUUCGUGCACCUAUCUUAUCAAGGGAAAAGCUGGCGAGGUCGUCCGACUUUAUUUCCCGAGCUUUAGAAUCAAUCGCAUCGAGUCUCCCAUUCGCCACUUCGAUGGCGACUGCGGCGAGUCCUUGACUAUUUACGACGCAUCCUGGCCAGACGAUUCGAAAAUCAUCAAAACCUUCUGUGACACUUUUUCGAAAGCAAUGGAAAAGCACGAUUUUGUCUCCACUACUGAGUCGCUUUUUGUUCGAUUUGAGAGUAAAACUGGCAGCUAUAGCGGUUCCUCCCUCUAUUACUGGGCACACUAUGACUUCUUCGAUGAUAGGAAAAGUGGAGAGGCACUUCCAGGAACACAGUGCGAUGAAACGUUCCACAGUUGGAAACGCAGUUACGGUAACCUGCGCAGUCCGCGAAACACUCUCGUUUACAAGAAGAGUGCCAGCACGGGCGAAGACGUUAGCUGCACUUACAGGUUCAUCACGGACAAACGAGUGUUCGGCAGGGUCAUCCUGACCAUCACCAACAUUGCGUUCAAGGACCAUCCAUACACCUCUGUGCCGUGCAACGAGUGUUGGAACGAACAAAUCGAUAGACUGCAGAUUUGGGAGCCAACAAAUCUCAAUCUCACUGAUGGAAACAGACUGGGUUGUCUGUGCAAAGACAACGCGAAGACGCUCCUUCCGUUGACUCUGGUGUCCAAGGGUGAUAGAAUGAACGUCCGCCUCUUGGUGGAACAUAGCCACGCCGCGUCAAAUUACUUCAAACACCCGGCGCCGCUGUUCGAAGCGCGAUACCAGUUCAUACACGGCCCUGCGUGCGGCCCAGCCACUAUUUCUGCCUCCAACGACGGAGAACUGCACUUCCCGCACAAGGAUUACUACAUGCAAACGCACUAUGCCUCACCACAGUACUACUACGCUGACAGCACGCACCAUCAAAGCACAAGUGCACCUCACGAGCAGGAAAAUGUCGUCAGGUGCAUUUGGGAGUUAAAGGUCCACAAAGACCGCGACUUGUGGCUGCAUGUAGACAAAAUCAAAUUCUCGUCUCGCUCUUGCGAAGACGGCCGACUGGAAUUCUAUCUGCCUCACAACGGCGGUGCUGUUGGAGCCGCCGUCGGCGCUGAGCCGUGGAUGCGCAUCUGCGGCGAGAACGUGAGCCAGGCUAAGGACAUUCCAAUCGUGACCAACGCAGAGCUGCUGAACACCGACUUUGAGGCUGUCGAGGACAACCUGCUGUCCUCGUCCAUCUUUAUCCACUUCUACGGCCGGUUGCCGGCCAGGUCUGCCUUUAAACUGGCCUGGACCGAACUCUUCCACCUGCCGAGGAACUCGGACGGCUCUGUGGCAACGCAGAGACUCAGCGCCGACUGCGAGUUCCUCUGUCCAGGGGACUCGGGAGCGUGCAUCUCGUCGCGUCUCGUGUGCAACGGCGUGCAGAAUUGCCCGAACGUGAGCGCUGCGGUGACUGCGGCGGCGGCGACAGGCGGCGCCGAGGUGCAUCACGACGAGUCGCCCGACCUGUGCAAGUCGCACCUGCCCGAGCAGGUUAACUGGCUGGCGAUCGCGUUGGGAGCAACCGUUGGCGCCGCGGUCGCAGCCUGCUUCAUCGGAAUGUUGUGCCGCGCGUGCCACAAGCGCAGCGACGACGACGAGCCCUACUGAUGUUCGAUCAAGCCCACGUCGCUUGCCUCUUCAAACGACUCGUCGUGGCAGCGCCAAUGGGAGUUCACCUAUAUCCAUGUGUGAUCACCCUCACCCCCUGCGCGACUUCCUCUUGCUCCGAGGUUUUGGCAGGUUUCACCUCUUGUGUUCCUAUUCAUUACAACAACGUUUUCUAGAUUAAACUGUCAUCUUCUAUUGCUUACACUGUGUGACUGGAAAUUUGUGUUUUUUUUUUUAAAGUUCGAGUAGCUUGGUAUGUCAGUCAAAUUUCCAACUCUCUUGAUCCGGUUUAUUUUACUGAUUCAAAACAAAAAUAUAAUAAUUUACAAAUAUGAAACCUGUCACUUCCAUGGUUCACCCUGUGCCUGUAAAUCGUAGAUGCUGCACGCGGUCACCACCCACUUGGUUUUUCAUUAUUUAAAAACUCUGUAAAUGUAGACCCCGACCGAUCGAAUUCAUUGUCAAACCCCUUUUGUGAUAAAAACAUGAACUAAAAUUAACUCAGCCAGUGCGAGUGUAUGCGAACGAGCGGCACUUUUGGUGGGUUGGUCCACGGAACGCUACCUACCAACGAGCUGAUGCCGAGUUGCUGAAUUAAUCGCGUCGUUUUUAAUCGGAGCGUGUUAAAUGAUUAGUGGCGUGCAUAAUUGAUGGACUUUUUGUAUUAAUUGCCGAGCGUGUGUGCAGCCAGGCAGAUCCAAUCAGCUUUGCUGGGAUAAUGGCCAACGACCCACGGCCGCUGAUGAAAACAAACGUGUUUUGCAUAAAUAAUGAGACGCUGUUGGUUGCGUAAAACUGAAAUACUAUAUGCAUUUAUUAAUUAAUUAAAUAUAAUGACACCGCGUUGUUGAAAAACCCGAUUUAGACGAAGCAAGAGAGGACGAGAGUGAGAAAGCGAGAGUGAAAGUUUGUAUGCGUCACGAUUUGGCUGUCAGUUUUGGCACUUUUCAUUGUAGAUGUGGAUUAGUGUGCCUGGUGUUAUUUCAGGAAACGUAUAAUUACAUAAUUGAACUCACAGAGCCGAGGUUUGAAGUUUGUAUUAACUGUACUGUAUAUCAAAAUUGUAAAUUUGUGGUGGAGGAAGAAUUGUUUCAGCAUUUUGUCAAAGGAAGCACUAUUUUGAAGCAAAAGAGAUCAGCACUUUUCUCUUAUCUACUAAAACCUCCUUAUGCAACCCGCGCAGCCUGUCUGUCGAGCCGGAUGCAUAGUCUAUGAAAAAAAUACUGUCCUCAAUAGAUGAAAGCGGAGGAGAAUUUUAAUAAGACGUAAGCUCGUUUUGUUAAAUAUUUUCAAGUAAUGUAAAGCAGAAUAGUAGGGCUAGCCAAGGAGGUGGAUUAGCUAGGUUUUUUACUAGACACAGAAUGCAUACACAACAAACAGGCUAGAGCGUAGAAUUAUGGGAGCUUCAUUUUGUAUAUAAAGCGAACGGAAAAAACGACGAUUCAUUGUAAAUGUCUUUUCGUAAAAGGAGAGAAAAAUAAUUCAAUACAUGAAGCCUCAUAUUUAACAAUGUGAUGAUAUAUUUUUUAAUAAAACACAAGAGAAAAUUAUGUUCAA